UUUCAUAUAGCUAUACAUAUAUACCAAAAUUGAAGAAUGAUUUCUAAACGUAUGUUUAGUGCACUUCUCGUUUGUUUGAUGGCUGUUUUGGUAUCCAAACCUUUCAUCAACCUUCCAAUGCAACUCAUCAAAAUGUCUAGAGGUGGUUUUCUAUCACACUUGCUGUCUCACAACACCCCUCAUUACGGCGGCCAUCACCGCCGCCACAAAAAUGAAACCCUAACGUCCAUCUGUGACGACUUCUCUCCUGAUUUUCCUGUCAUUGAUCCUAACACCACGUCCCUCAUAUGCGUCGACCCCAACGGCUGUUGCGACUUCACCACCGUGCAGGCCGCGGUGGACUCCAUUGGAAACUUUAGCGCAAUGAGGACUUUGGUAUGGAUCAACAAGGGCUUGUAUUUUGAAAGAGUUAAUAUUCCGAAAAGGAAACCAAAUAUCACCUUUGAGGGCCAAGGUUUCAUGACGACAGCUAUCCUCUGGAAUGGCACUGCCAAUUCUUCUGGGGGCACAUUUUAUAGUGGCUCCGUUCAAGUUUUCUCAGACAACUUCAUCGCCAAGAACAUAAGUUUUAUGAAUGUUGCUCCGAUGCCGACGCCAGGGGCGGUAGGAGCUCAAGCAGUAGCCAUGAGAAUCGCCGGAGACCAAGCGGCGUUCAUUGGUUGCGGCUUCUUUGGAGCUCAAGAUACACUGCACGAUGACAGAGGAAGACAUUACUUUAAAGAUUGCUAUAUUCAAGGCUCAAUUGACUUCAUUUUUGGCAAUGCCAAAUCCUUGUACGAGAAUUGCGAGUUGAUAUCCAUUGCGAGCCCAGUAACCCAAGGCGUAAGGUCAGUUAAUGGCGCAGUGACGGCGCACGGCCGAUCUUCCAAAGACGAGGAUAGCGGAUUUGCCUUUGUGAACUGCACCUUGGGCGGAACCGGCAGGAUUUGGCUCGGCCGUGCAUGGCGUCCCUUCUCCACCGUCGUCUUUUCUAAGACCUUUAUGACAGAUAUCGUUGCUCCUGAAGGUUGGAAUGACUUCAAUGACCCUACAAGAGACCAGACAAUAUUCUAUGGAGAAUACAAGUGUUCAGGAGCAGGAUCCAAUACUACAGUGAGAGUGGCAUAUGCUCAGAAUCUGAAUGACUCGCAAGCUCUUCCUUUCCUCAAUGUGUCAUUCAUCAAUGGCGACCAAUGGUUGCCGCCAUUACUGUCGUUGUCCUAAUAAGCUGUCACAUAUCAUCAUGAGGCGUAUAUUCAUCAAUGCAUGCCCCCUAUAUAUAAUAAUUAAAUAAUAAAUAAUUAAUUAUAUACGUAUAUACAUAAACACACCAUGUAUCAUGUAUGUAGCGCCUAGCUCCCAAUGAAUUCAAGAUCAAUUACUACGUAUAAUGAUGAAAACGGUUAGCAACACAAGAGGGGGGGUGAAUUGUGUGUGUGUGGAACCGUGGCAGUUUUUCGCCGAGUUCUAGUGUG
This is a messenger RNA of Cuscuta epithymum, 1454 nucleotides long. The record is from the annotation of a GenBank genome assembly. NCBI's taxonomy places the organism in Eukaryota, Viridiplantae, Streptophyta, Magnoliopsida, Solanales, Convolvulaceae.